This is a messenger RNA of Macrosiphum euphorbiae (potato aphid), 1131 nucleotides long. The record is from the annotation of a GenBank genome assembly. NCBI's taxonomy places the organism in Eukaryota, Metazoa, Arthropoda, Insecta, Hemiptera, Aphididae.
AUGCCAUACUUGAGAAGAGCUAUCGGGAGGAGAGCUACAACAUUAGGUGCUAUGUCUAUGCCUAUCCGGCACAUAUACAAUGAAGAAAUUGUUAGAACCACUCUGCGUGAACCACCGUCAGAGUUUUUUCGGCAGGCAUUAACUGUUGACGGUAUUACAAUAGGUGUAAUAUUUGCAUAUUUGGAUAUGAUAGCUAUGUUUCGCGAAGAGUUACGCGCUGUAACAUAUGCAGGUUGUGACGGAACCUUUAAAACCACUCCGAGUUCACCAAAACAGUUCCGUAGAGGUUCUUUAAUUACCUUUCAAAUUGUAUACAAAAAUGUUUCAUUUCUAAUUGUAUAUGCACUCUUGUCCAUGGCUACAGAACAAGCAUAUAUCAGUUUCUUUCGAGUAAGAAAUAUGUUACCAUUGGACUAUGAUGGUCUUACAAUCAUCACUGAUUAUGAGCGUGGGCUGAUGAAUGCUGUACAAGAGGUGUUUCCAGAGAGUAGACUACAAUGUUGUUGGUUCCAUUUCUGCCAGUCAAUUGUGAGAUAUUGUCGGCGCAAGUAUAAUCUGGUAUUAGACCUCAUUAAAACCAAUCCUGUAGCUGCCCGUGUAUUGCGAAUGGUCUUAGCAUUGCCUCAUUUACCAGCCAACAGAGGAAAUGAAAGUUGCCCAAAUUUUUGUGUAAAUUAUGGUUUUAGGGCAAUUUUAGAUUUUGCACAUCAAAAUAUUGAAGUUUACCAACGCAUGGAAACAUUUUUAAUCGGAUACGUACAAAACUUUUGGUUGGUUCAAGUUGGACCUGAAUUAAUAACUGUAUUUGCCAGCGAAAUAAGAACAAAUAAUUAUUUGGAAUCAUUCCACAAACAAUUGCUCAGGUUUUUUAGGAUGCAUCCCAACAUCUGGGACUUAUACAAACUGAGAAUUUUGGAAAACCAGUAUUAUGUGGAGAUGUUUCAAGUCAGAAAAAAUCUUACGAUCCGGGAUCAAACUUCCAGAGGGGAACGUGCUGUAAACACAACGCUAAUAAGACGAGCAAUUGAACAGCUCAAUGAAGAUAAUGACGUAUUGAGAUGUCUUAGAAGCAUGGGUCAAGCCAAUGCUGAUUACUUAAGACGCCAAAUCGGUCCACCUCCAUCACCAUAG